Molecule: messenger RNA, 1679 nt
Organism: Lentinula edodes (shiitake mushroom)
Lineage: Eukaryota; Fungi; Basidiomycota; Agaricomycetes; Agaricales; Omphalotaceae
Product: Adenosylhomocysteinase
Exons: 12
Coding region: 44-1336 (430 amino acids)
Biological process (GO): L-methionine cycle
Cellular component (GO): cytosol
Molecular function (GO): adenosylhomocysteinase activity
Source: RefSeq, a predicted model, not a curated record
AGAUUUUUCUUUCCAAAACUCCUUUACAUCCUACUCUUCCAUCAUGGUCUUCAAAGUUGCUGAUGUAUCGCUCGCGGCUUUCGGUCGUAAAGAGAUCGAAAUUUCUGAGAACGAGAUGCCAGGGCUCAUGUACAUGAGGGCUAAGUAUGGACCGUCUCAACCUUUGAAAGGUACACGGAUCGCAGGAUGCCUCCACAUGACGAUUCAAACUGCUAUCCUCAUCGAGACUUUGACUCAUCUCGGUGCGGAGGUUACAUGGUCGUCUUGCAAUAUUUUUUCCACUCAAGACCAUGCUGCCGCCGCCAUUGCCGCUACUGGCGUCCCUGUCUUUGCCUGGAAAGGUGAAACCGAGGACGAGUACAAUUGGUGCAUAGAGCAGACUAUCAAGGGGUUCUCCGGUGGACAGCCUUUAAACAUGAUUCUCGAUGAUGGAGGUGAUCUUACCACUAUGGUACAUGAAAAGUUCCCCGAGCUUCUACCUGGAAUUCGCGGAAUUUCUGAAGAGACUACUACCGGUGUUCACCACUUGUACAAGGCUUUCCGUGAGGGCAAAUUGAAAGUUCCCGCCAUAAACGUCAACGACUCUGUUACCAAGUCCAAGUUCGAUAAUCUGUAUGGUUGCCGAGAGUCUCUCGUGGACGGAAUCAAGCGGGCAACAGAUGUGAUGCUUGCUGGAAAGGUUGCCGUCGUUGCAGGCUUUGGUGAUGUCGGCAAAGGUUGUGCUGAAUCACUCAGGUCCUAUGGUGCACGCGUGUUAAUCACUGAGAUUGAUCCCAUCAACGCUCUGCAGGCCGCUAUGGCUGGAUACGAGGUGACGACUAUGGAGGAUGCUGCUCCUCGAUCCAAUGUCUUUGUUACCACCACUGGAAAUAGGGAUAUCAUUACUGCCGCACAUUUCACUGUCAUGCCCGAAGAUGCGAUCGUUUGCAACAUCGGUCACUUUGACAUUGAAAUCGACGUAGCUUGGUUGAAGGCUAAUGCUAAAUCAGUCUCCAACGUGAAGCCUCAGGUAGACCGAUACACAAUGUCUUCUGGCCGUCACAUCAUCCUUCUUGCUGAGGGUCGUUUGGUGAACUUGGGGUGUGCUACUGGACAUCCAUCCUUUGUGAUGUCUUGUUCAUUCACUAAUCAGGUUCUUGCUCAAAUUGCCCUCUGGACUACACCUGAGAAGUUUCCACUCGGUGUCCACAUCUUGCCUAAAAAUCUUGAUGAGGAGGUUGCACGGGCACAUCUCGAUCAUUUGAAAGUGAAGCUUACCACCCUUUCUGAAACCCAAUCCAAGUAUCUGGAUAUUCCUGUCAAUGGCCCUUACAAGGCUGAUCACUACAGGUACUAAUCAUAGUAUCAGUAAUUGGAUGCUGAUGGCCUCAACGAGCCCUCGCCACAACCUUAUCGGAAGCAUAGGGAUCUUCAACGUCCUUGUCUCGAGCGGAUGCCCUAAUAUCUGUUCCGUAUUAUAAAAAAGCUAUGCAUUGGCAGGGUGCAUUGGAUAAGAGGACGCCAAGUUUGUCAUCGAGGAUGGUGGUUGGAAGGAAGAAAGACAGUAGGAAGAGUUUAAUACAUAGGGCAAGGCCUCAACGAGCCUGUGAUUGUAGCAUAUAGAAUCCGCAACUCGAAAAAGUUCCUGUACAUACACUGGUACAAACUGAUAAUCAGAUAAAUCGUGAACGAUGCAUAAA